Molecule: messenger RNA, 2313 nt
Organism: Aspergillus ochraceoroseus IBT 24754
Lineage: Eukaryota; Fungi; Ascomycota; Eurotiomycetes; Eurotiales; Aspergillaceae
Product: putative DNA-directed RNA polymerase III RPC4
Exons: 1
Coding region: 305-2179 (624 amino acids)
Biological process (GO): transcription by RNA polymerase III
Cellular component (GO): RNA polymerase III complex
Molecular function (GO): DNA binding
Source: RefSeq, a predicted model, not a curated record
AAUCCAACUGCCCCGCAUUUCCGCCUUAGACGCGCGCUUCGACUUCAAUUUUUUUUUACCCGCCAAGACAUAUGACCAUCACCCAACAGUAUCCAACCAACCUCUUUAGAUGGAGUCUUUUAUUUGAUCUAUUCAUAUUUUUUUGUUAUUUUAAAAAAGAAAUCACCGCCAGCAAACCUACCCUACACUACACUACAGUACACCGGACCCAACUACCCUGCAUCAAAGUCGAAACCGAAAUCGAAGUCGAAACCGAACAUACCAAGAAGAAGAAGAAGAAGAAGAAGAAGAAGAAGAAGAAAUUAUGCCCCCCAAAGCCGGCCCCCGAAGAGGGGGUGGUGCAUCCUCGACAACAAGAAACAAUGCCAGCGGCGCCGAAUCCUCUAGCGCGAACCCUCCUCCGGCCUCUACCUCGGCUAGUCCCGCACCUCCAGGCACAAGACGACCAGUGCAACGACUACAAUCGCUGAAGAAGCGAGCGCCGUCGGGAAGUAUUGGAGCGGGACCUGGAGCAGGCCCAGGCGAGCCGGCGAAGCCCACACUGAAAUAUAAGCCGCGGGCCGUGGGCCGCCGGAGCAAAGAAGAGCGCGAGGCGAUCGAGAAGCUGGAGGCUGAGCGGUUGAAGGAGCGGUUGGCGGAGGCGGCGGCGAUCCAGCGUGGGAAGGCGAGCCUUGUGGGGGGCCGCGGACGGGCGGGAUUCAAUGCGCGUGGCGGCGGGCGGGGAGGUGGGAUGAUGAUGGGUGCGGCGGGGCCGUUGGGGAGUGGCAUGGGCAUGGCUGGGAAGAGAGGGGGUCGUGGGGGGGUUGGGCGGUUUGCGGGGGAUUCCCGGGCGACGUCGAUGUCGAGGAGGAGUCGGUCUGCUGUUGGGGGGGGAGGGGGUGGGUCUCUUUCGUCGGAUGAUAGUGAUGGGGAGAUUCGGGUUAGUAUUGAUCGGAUCAAUUUGGAGAGUGAUGCGGAUGAUGAUGACGACGACGACGAUGAUGAUGAUGAUGAUGAUGAUGAGGUGGCUGUGAAGAUGAAGAAGAAGAAGAAGAAGGGGAAGAUGGCGAUCAAGGGGUCUUCCGGAGGGCAGAGGGAGAAAGGGCUCCGGCCGAUUCGCGUGGAGAGACACGAGCAUGAGGAGCGCGUGGUCAGUGUGAAUAUGGAGUCGAGUACGAGCAAGUCGGCUGAAUUGCGGGAGCAAGCGAAAGCCCAGGCGAAGGCCAAGGGUGACGAUGACGGGGCGUUAUUUGUGCAGGACGAUGAUGAGGAGAAUAAUACGACGUCGACGCCUACGCAGACGGAUUCCCGCGUUAAGCAGGAGCCUAUGGAUGAGAGCGACCAGGCCAUGGCGGAUGUUCCCCAUGCGGAUGAAGCCGUGACUACAGAUGAUGGCCUUCUGCCCGCGCAGAAGGUCAAGGUGCGACGGAAGCUGGGGUCUAGAGAGCCGUCUGUGCCUGCUGUGGUGAAGGACCCGAAGAGCCUGCUACGGACCAAGGAAGAUAUCGAAGAAUACGAUCGACAUGCGGAGGACCUGGAACUGAUCAAGGAUCUGUUCACCAAGGAGCCUCCCACUACAAAGACCAGGGAAAAGAAGGAAACCGAGGAAGGACCCGAGACGACUACCGCUGAUGGCCAGGAGACGCACAAAACGGAAGAGGGCGAGAAGAAGGAAGAGGAGGAGGAGGAGGAGGACUCCGAUAAGGAUAAAUUAUCAGGACAGCUAUUCCUGAUGCAAUUCCCACCUAUUACACCGAAUCUAAUCAUCCCCACCGACGCUGAAGGACAAGCCGACGACGAGGUUACCGAAGUUCCUGCGCCAGUAGCCCCCUCAGACAACCCGCAAGAACCCCCCGCUCUCAAGCGCGAAGACGGGGUUGAAGUCCUGGACGGACCCGACGAGUCCGCAACAACAAACAAGACAUCCCAGGUCGUCACCGCGGCAGACUGGCAGCUUCAGGCAGGACGGGUUGGCAAACUGAACGUGCACGCUUCGGGCCGAGUGACGAUGAACUGGGGCGGCAUUUGCUUCGAACUCGAUCGCGCGACGGCCGUUGACUUCCUGCAGGAAGCGCUCAUUGUGUCAACCCCGCCCAACGCCACAGAGACCGAGGUGUUGGAUGACGAACAUAAGGUGUGGGCGAUGGGACAGCUGAGCGGCAAGUUUACUGUGACUCCCGACUGGGAGCAGAUGCUAUGAUGUGUUAUGAAUAUUCCAGGUUCGACCGGAUAGGUAAUACUAGUAUAUAGAGAGAGAGAUCUUAUGAAACUACACAGAGUAGGGUAGAUAGAACCCUUUUGAGUGUCAUUUCAUUUCAUCUCAUCCAACUGAAG